AUGUUGAGUGAUGUACACGAGGGGUUAGAUCUUCCCUCUGAACUUAUCGAUUUUGGCGUUGUGCGGGGAAAAUACGAAUUUUACCAUUAUAAAAUCGAUGGAGUGGAUGACAGGGUAAGCUUGUAAAUAUGUUAGUGUGCUGGGAAAUUUAUACUGGUCAAGCAUUUUUCAGUUUAAACCGAUACUCGACAAAGAAAGUUCGGCGGUUUGUAGGGUUUCAAAGAGGAAAGGAUAACUUUGACAAACCCUUGGAAUUCUUCAGACAUCCUAGGAUCUAUAUGAUCUUGUCCUUUAUUAACAGUUUCACUAUAUGACUCGAAAAAGGUUCCUAAGUAUAACAUAUAUAGUGUAGGCAUUUCCAGGGGAGGGCAGGGGUACUCCCUUAACCCCUCAGGUCCCAAGAGUGACCAACAUCAAUUUUCUCCUAACGACAUCAGUAGAUCAUGAAGAGUAAAGGUUAUGAGAAUUUCUAAAUUGAUUACCAAAGGGAGAACACUUUGAUCUUAAACCAAUUUCUCUCAACUAUUCUUAAAAGAAAUGUAUGGAGGUCAGUCUUUGGUCAGUCUGGAGAAUUUGCAUGUGGAUCUUGGGGCUUAAAAGGGGAUUAGGAGGAAGGAAAAAUAGGGGAUUUCAUGCUUUUCUCCCUCUCCAUGCAGGCUAUUUUAUUGCUAGAGAAGGGACAGGGGGUCACUAAAAAAGUGUACCUUGUUGUCACUUAAUUUAAUGAGUAUUAAAUUUUGCAAAUUUUAAUACUCGUGUAAUCUAAUACUGGCGAAUAUUAAAAUCGCAAAAUUUAAUACCAGACAUAUACAUCUCCAUGAAAUAACAAAAUUCAAGUUGUUGCUUAAUUAGUUAUUCCAGCAUGUCUUAGAUUCAGGUUUAGGAGUUUUUGUUUAAUUUUUGUCCAUCAGCGUUCCAUCGCAUCACUCUCAUUGUCAGAACUGUAACUAUUUGUGGGUACCUUGUUAGACUGUUGAAAACCUUAUGCUUUGUUAUGUUUAGCUUCUUUUGUUUUAAAUUGUCUUUCUUUGCAGUUGUUUACGAUAAAAUUAUUAAUUCUGUUGUUACUGUUCUGAGGUCAAAGUUUUCUUUACAUAUUGAUGAAUAGAAAAAUCGUGAAAUUAAAAUACACUCCAAGUUUACCUUUUCCUAAAAAUCACAAAAUUAUAUAGUUGUAAAAUAUGGCUUGUGAGUUUUUGCGAAAUUUAAUACUUGCCAAAUUGAAUGAGAAUAAGGGUAGUGUGCCUCAAGUUGUGGCUCAGAACCUUGAUCACAGUGUAAUCUCUAAUACUUUAGGGUUGGGGCUGUGGCUAUAGGACACUUCAGACUAUCUGUUCCUGGGUCCAUCAUUCACUGAAAAACCAAAAAAAGGUUUUAACAGUACCAAACCUACAAGAAAUACAGCAGACAUUGGUGACUGUUGGUGACAAACCAUGUUCUUUUGUUGGCUCCAGGGAAUGGAUCGGCUCUGUAGAAGCCUGUCUAUGUGUGGAUCAAAUUUUUGGGGUGUGUUUGUAGGUUGUAUAAUUCUCAUUUUAUUUUCACACAUUGGUGUUGUGAUCUAUUGCUAGUUACAACUUUUUGUGUAGCACCUAAUGUCCACAUAAAAUGCUGCUUAUUGGGACGGAAGACUUGUGCAAGGUCAGGUUCCCUUAACAGCCUCCCAGGGUUAGUAUGUUCCAUGAAGAUUUUCUCUUUUAUAGCAGCACAAAGUAUAGUGGGUUCUUAUCCAUAACCUUCAAAUUGAUAAGGAAGGAUGAAAGAGACAAGGCCACUAUCUUUGCUGCCAAAUUUAAAUGAUACAAUCAUGAUCUAUGACAAGGUCAUAGCCAGCAUCAACUUAAUAUGUUUUUGAUAUUAUUAGAGACCUUAAGAUACACCAUUUCCUUGUCUGCUUAUGAGUAAAUUACCCAUAGCCAUAGCCUUGAAUACAGGUAGAUUGCCUCUUACCCUGUACCCAUAGGCAGAAAUAGUGUAUCUUAAGGUCCCCCUUGUUGAGAUCGUAAAUGUAACUUGCACGUAAGGAAGUUGUAAGUUUUCUGUGUACAGGAUGCCACAGCUGUUGCAAGUUUUUAUGGAAUUUCUUGGAAUGUUUAUUUAAUCCUAUUCUUGUAAUAAUUAUUUUAUUAAAAGUCCAAGAGUUAAAAAUAUCAAUAAGUGUUGAAUGAAUAAAAAAAAUAAAUAAAUAAAGGUUGUCUACAACUAGCCCAUCCUGCAGGUCCAACUCCUUGAAUGACCUCCAUUUUCAGGGUAAGAUUCUUUAAUUGAUUGUCAUCCCAACACUUAUUGAUCUGAAUGGACAAUUGCUUAUUAUAGGCUUAUCACAUACAGUGUAUGUGAUAAGUGCCGAGUGCCAAGCUUAUUGCCCAGCAUUAAUGCCCAGCUUAUCUUUGUUAAAAAAAUCAAGAUAGAAGAAAAGAAAUUAAGAUGUAGAACUUUGUCCUGCUGUAUAGUAUAGUUUUAUCAUAAAUCCAAUAGCACUAAUAUUUGUGUCUAAUUAUUAUAAUAUUGUAAAUAAAGAGAAUAAUGUGUUGUUUUAGGUUUGUAGCAAAAUAGUGCAUGUCAGUGGAGGGCAUUGUGUUGAGCAGGAUGCUGCAUUGGUUCUCCUGGAACACUUCAAACACUUUGGGUCACCUGUUAUGAUAGGUUGGUGGCUAGAUAUCCUAUUUCUCUUGCUUAAAACACCCCGGUUAAAAAGUAUGGCCAUUCUUCAGUUCUGAAGAAGUGUCUUUGAAUCUUUGAAGUUACCCUAUUGAGAUGGACAGUGUUUAGUUCUCUUACAUAGGUAGCCACAUUCAUUCUUCUCCCCAUCAGCUAUCUUACCUUGCAGCUUGAAGUACUGAGAAGACUAGUGCAGGAUAGCCACCCUGGCCAGUUUUUUAUGUUUUCUGCAAAAUCUAAAAUCAGUGGUCAACAUUACUGUAUUUAAGCUAUCUAAUCUGAUUGGCUGUGGGCAGCCAGCCCUGAUGUCCAAGUAUGGGUGGGUGGGGUGGGGAUAGUGAGGUUCAAACCUCCUGCCUCCCAUACCACUGCCGCCUGGUUAGCUCAGUUGGGAGAGCUCAGUUAGGAGAGCACUGGUCUGCCAAGAGGGAGGUCGCGGGUUCAAUCCCUGGCCAGACCAAUACUCAGGGUCUUUAAAUAACUGAGAAGAAAGUGCUACCUUUGUAAUGACAUCUGCAAAUGGUUAGACUUUCUAGUCCUCUCGGAUAAGGAUGAAAAACCACAGGUCCUGUCUCACAGCACUUUUACUGAUUUGUUCUUGUGGGACAUAAAAGAACCCACAUCACUAUUUGAACAGAGUAGGGGUGUGGCCAACCUUUAUGGGUUGUGGGAUUGGGUAGGGAUGGCACCUUGCAUGGGACCUAAGUCCCGUUCGUGCACAUUACCUCUGGGCAGGCCUGUGUCCAGAAAAGCUGGUAAAUAAAUAAACAAAUAAAUACCUUGCUUUACUAGCUUCUGUCCCUCUUUUAUUGGCUUCCUCCCUGUAGCCCUUUUUUGAUUGCAAGAGAUUAAGCAUAAUAAUUGUUGCAUUGUUCUUAUUUAUAAAUAUUUCUCCUGCUUUCCAACAUUUUAGAAAUCCCAUCUCCCAAUCUUUCUUCUUCUGCCACCUGUAACCCUCCCUCCCCCAUUCUCCCGGCUUUCCACCCCUUGUCCCCAACAUGUAUUGGGUAGAACAGGUACAUGCCAUCCCCCCGGGGGGGGGGGGGGGGGGGGACGGCCAUUAUGGGGGUUUUUUGGUUUGUUUUUAGGGGGGGUUUGGGGGUUUUUCUUUGGUUUAGGGUGAAAAAAAUCAAGUGGAAUGAGAACGGGAAGUGUUUAGGGGGCCAGGGCGCCAGUGGGCGAUCCCCCCACCCCCCCCCCCCCACCCCCCGGAUGUCAUCGAGCUUCCUGUGAUGCUACUAACAGUGACUGUUGUAUACUGUUAUGUACUUUAAUGGGUUCUUCUGUUAUGGAUUUUAGUUGCAGUCUUUUUGUUUACUAUAGGCAAUCUUGGCAGUCUUGUUCAGCUUUUAUAAAAUAAAGCUUUGAAACUAUCAAUAUGUUUUCCUGGUAGUUUGUUGUUGUUAUGUUAUAAAUUAUGUGAUAGAAUUCUGCUCAUCCAAGUACCAGUACAAGUACAAUAAUGUUUAAUAUGAUUUGUUGACCUGUCUGCCAACUUGAGAUACGGUAUUUUCUUUUGUUUGCUUUGUCAGGUGGUGAUAUAGACGCUUCCUCAAAGACACUGCUUGGAGUAUGCAAAACAAAUAAAGGCUUUUACUUCCUAAUUGCAGUAAGUUAAGAUUGGAAAAACCUAGCUCUCUUGAUCUUAAAAUACUUAGGGUCGGUUAUUUAAACAAAGUCCAACUUAAGCUGUGGUUUAGCAAAUCUUUGGACCUCCAGAUCUCUUGGGCAAAUUGAAAAUAGCUUAGAAUGCAGCUUUGUUAAACACUAGCUAAACUUGGUUUAAAUAACUGUCAUGUUUAAAAACAUUCAUACUGUCAUGAAUGGAAACAGAAUCCAUGCAAAUUUAGGUUUACUCAUUCAACUUAGAGUCAGUAAAUUAUAUGGAUAUGUGUGUUUGUGUUGGGGCCAGUCAGUACUUCUUGAUCCGGUCAGAACUUGCUGAAAAUUUGACAUAAGAUGGAAAAAUUUGUGUGUUUUGUAUAGCCCCCUUAGUGUCCCUAUUAAGAGGGGUUGCACUGUACAAUAUUAGCUCUUUGGCUAUACCGUUUUUAUUCGAAUAAGCGCCUAACCUCGAAUUAGUGCCCACCUCAAAUAAGUGUCCAUUCUAAAGGCAGAAAAAGUUAAUAAGCGCCCAGCCUCAAAUAGGCGCCCACCCCCACCCCACCCACUUGUGUGGCAAUGAGAUUGAAAUUGACAUUGAAUAAGUAGUAAUAAGAGACUUCCCUGAGGACGGAGUUUUCUUCAGAGUAUUUUACAGAAACCUAGCUUGCUUUGUUACUUCUUUACGUUUUGUUAUUAGCAUGUAUUGUUUUGUUGCAAAAUAAACAUACAACACUUGUUAAAAAUGGUGAAAAUUUAAUAAGCACCAUACCCAGCCUGGAAUAAGUGUCCACCUCAAAUAAGCACCCACGCUCAAGGUCCAAAAUUUAAUAAGCGCCCAGCAGGGCGGUUAAUGGAAUAAGUACGGUAUAUAUUUGUGAAUUUGUCCCUCACCUGUUGGAAUUUUGGAUAAUAAACUGAUUUAUGGUUGUAUGUUGUUUCAUGUUUAGGACCCUCAUUUCUGUGGCAAGGCUGACAAGGCAAUGCUUCAAGAUCAUGGCUGGGUGCAGUGGAAGUCCCUGAAUGAUGUGUUCAAGGUUGAUUCUUUUUAUAACUUCUGUCUGCCCCAAUUAAGAUCUGAAACAGGUAGCUGACUUGUACUGCAUUAACUGUUACUGUAUGGAAACAGCUGUUAAAUUAAUUGACGCAUUGCACAUUAGCUUGUUUCCUGGUCGUGGUUUCUCUCCACUCUGUGGAGAGAAGCAACAACCAGAUAUACAUCUGCAUUCGCAGGCUAAUUGCCCAUAAUCUAAUAGUAUUUUCUGAGAUUGACAACAUUUUCAGUCAAUUGUGGCUUGAGUUUUAUUUAAGCGUCCAUAAAUGGCAAUCUUUAUUUUGAACAUCUGGUUAGACUGACAGCGUCAAUAGAGGGUUGAAACUUAGAAGGUGAUUUUUUCGACCUUUCUGCAUGGCAAAGUCAGUUUACCACCAUAAUAAUUAAUUUUUAAUAGAAUGUUCACGUGUUGAAAAAUCUAAUCCAAU
Porites evermanni is the source of this 5745-nucleotide messenger RNA. Lineage: Eukaryota; Metazoa; Cnidaria; Anthozoa; Scleractinia; Poritidae. The record is from the annotation of a GenBank genome assembly.